Molecule: messenger RNA, 1023 nt
Organism: Hansenula ciferrii
Lineage: Eukaryota; Fungi; Ascomycota; Saccharomycetes; Phaffomycetales; Wickerhamomycetaceae
Exons: 1
Coding region: 1-1023 (340 amino acids)
Source: RefSeq, a predicted model, not a curated record
AUGCUGAAGUUCCCAGUUACCAGAUCAGAGCUAGAAGUUCUUGGCUCCAAAAGUCAAUCACCUUCGGGUAAAAGAAAAUCACUUGAGAAUGAUUCUAGUGCGCCAAAGCGGACUAAAAAGAAUGCAUUUGUUGAUAGAUUAGAGAAAUUUUCUAGAACUGGGAGUGCGUUAAAACAGAAAUUGAAUGAAGAUGGAUCGAUUUUGGAAAAGUUUACAGUGGAACAGAGGAAGGAUCUUUCAGAAGUUUUCUAUGGGAAUUGUGCGGAUAAGAAAUGUUUGUUCAAACAUCUUGAAAAAAAUUGGUUAUUCAGAGAUAUGAUUACAGAUCAAUUUAAUUCUAAACAUGGUACCAAAUUCACAAGUGAUGAUUCAACAAUCUUCUAUUAUAAUGUACUGUUAAUGGGGAGACAAGAGUUUAAAAAACAAGAUUUGACAAAAUUGGAUUUUACAAAAAUUGAUUCACUAAAUGAUGAGGAGUUUUUCAAUAUGAAUAAGAUUCGAUUAUAUCUUGAUUAUGAAAAAUCAAAUGUUUUAAAUGAAGUGAUGAAUGAUCAAUGGGUGAAAAAAAUCAGUAGAGCAGAUAUUGCAGGGUAUAAUGUUAAAAAAGAAGAUACAUUGAAAAGUGCACUAGCAUCAUGGUAUUGGGAAAAUUCUCAUACAGAUGAAGAAUUCUACUUGAUUAAUCAUUCACUGAAAUAUAUAACCGCGGAAUGGAACAGGAAAUUUACGAUUAAUACCCCAUUUAGUGAGUAUGUGAGUCGACUUGAAGAGCAGUGUCCAAGUGUUUGCAAUCCAAAACAAAUAUAUAAUCCAUUGGUUAUUAAAAAACCAACCAACAAACCACCCUCAUCUUUUAAGUUUUCACUGGAUGCAUGUGAAAAGGCUAUACAGGAGGCUACUUUCCUUAUGGAGUAUAACCUUCGACAAAAAGGUUUGAAAAAGAAAAUUUCAUCUUUGACUGACAAAGACAUUCAGCUCAAAAAAGCUAUAAAAGUUUUCAAGAGCGCAACUAGUGGUGAAUAA